GCCGUGAAGCGUGCAGCUUGAUUCUGGUCCUUCCUCAGCAUCUCUCUCACCCGUCCGCCUCCCCCUCCCUGAGCUCGGCGCCAUGGACGACGUGCCCCCGAUCAUCAACAUCUCCAUCGCGCUGCGGAUCCAGCCCAACGACGGCCCGGUCUUCUUCAAGGUGGACGGGACCCGCUUCGGCCAGAGCCGGACCAUCAAGCUCCUCACGGGCUCCAAGUACAAGAUCGAGGUGGUGCUGAAGCCUGGAAACGUCGAGGCCACCAACAUGAACAUUGGAGGCGUCGUCUUCCCGCUGGAGCAGCAGUCCAGGGACGACGAGUCGGUGGUUUACCACGGCCAGUACGACACCGAGGGCGUCCCGCACACCAAGAGUGGCGACCGGCAGCCCGUCCAAGUCAGCAUAGAGUUUAUCAAGGCGGGGACGUUUGAGACGGUGUGGCAGGCCAAAUACUACAACUACUACAAGAGGGAGCACUGCCAGUUCGGCAACAAGUUCAGCAGCAUCGAGUACGAGUGCAAGCCCAACGAGACGCGGACCCUGAUGUGGAUCAACAAGGAGGCGUUCAACUGACUCCGCCCACUGAACCCCGCGCAGAGGACGCCGGUCUUGCCGGGACUACCUUUGAACAUCAGCAUCGCAGUGAGAGACGGCACCUCCUGCAGGCGGGCGUUGGGUUGGCGGGGUCUGCUCUUUGUGCUCUUUGAUGACCUCUGAGGGAGUAACAAGCUGUUUCGCACGCUGGUCUCUGUGAGGGCGGGGUUUCAGCAGUCAGAGGGUUAACUUAGCUUCUCAGCUGGUUUCAGGCGUUUGACAAACAUUCACUUUCUGACUUCCUGUCAUCAGGCUGAACGUUCCUGUGGAAAGUUAAAGGAACAGUCGGACAGGUUGAGAUCCGAGCUCAUCAGGAAGCUUCGGAGACGAAGGCUGACGCUUCAAGUCUGUGUCCAGCACACGUUCGAGGCAGGAACUGAGACACUCGUUAGUUUGGUUAGUUUGCAGCUCUGGGUUCAGCAGACGGGCGCUGCUUUCAGAUCAGGCUCUGAUACUCUACGCUUAAAUAAAACACCUUGAGAGGAGCAAAGUUGUUAGCCGGUGCUACAUAAAUGACAUUCACUUCCUGUGCUCGAUGCACAGACUUGAAAGUCGUCUCAUCUCCUCAGACUUGAAGAAAUCUGACUGUUCCUUUAACACUGAAACCCCCUCAGACUGAAGCCCAGCGUGGGAAACAGCUGAAGUAUUUUAUCUUAUUUAUUACCUGUGUGAACGUCUGAGAGCAGAGGAUGAGAGGAUGGACGUCACUUUUCUCA
Neolamprologus brichardi is the source of this 1308-nucleotide messenger RNA. It is a transcript of the gene cnrip1a, whose product is annotated as cannabinoid receptor interacting protein 1a. Gene Ontology annotation, molecular function: type 1 cannabinoid receptor binding. Gene Ontology annotation, cellular component: plasma membrane. NCBI's taxonomy places the organism in Eukaryota, Metazoa, Chordata, Actinopteri, Cichliformes, Cichlidae. The record is from RefSeq and is a predicted model, not a curated record. Gene Ontology annotation, biological process: negative regulation of signaling receptor activity.